AAGUUUACGUGGCAAAGAAUGGAAGACAUUUCUACGGGGGCAACCCUCACCGGGCUCGAGCUCCGAUGGUUCCUGGAGAUGCGCCGCUGUUGGAACGCGGACAUCUCGGUGUACCGGGACUUUGUGGCGCGCUAUGACGCGUUGAUCAGCGAAUCUGCUGAAACCGUCAAGGACAACUCGCUGGCCGUUCACCACCGUCAGCUGGGCAAUCGUGCCUAUUUGGAAAAACGCUUUAUCGACGCGCUGUGGCAGUACAACCGAAGCAUUUGCUUCGCGGAGAAUCUGUCGGAACACCUGGGCAUCGGCUACGCCAAUCGAUCUGCGAUUUAUUACGAAAUUGAGGAGUACGAGUUUGCCCUGUACAACAUUGACCUGGCCAGGAAGAACCACUAUCCGGAAAGGUUGCUGCCAAAACUGGUUGCACGGGAAGCCAACUGCAAGGAACGCAUCGCAGGUGGUCACUCCAAGGGCACUGUCCCACACUCAUUUUUGGACAUCAACGUUGAGGUAAAUCCGAAGAUUUCUUUCCUGGCCAAGGGAAUCGGAAUGAAGCGGUAUGAGAAGAUGGGCCGUGGUCUGGUGGCUGAGCGUGACUUCGACAUCGGAGACGUUAUUCUGGAUGAGAAGAGCGAGCUUUGUUUCGUGUCGUUUGGGCGAUCCUUUUUCAGCUGUUGCCACUGUGGAUCCAUGUUUGAGAAAAGUUUGAUUCCGUGCCCUUCCUGUGUGGCAGUCAUGUACUGUGGCGAGAAGUGCCGCGAGGAGGAUUUCCGGACCACUCACCGGUUUGAAUGCUGCGUGAUCACGAAAUUAUGGAGUGUGACCGUGAAUAAUAUGAUGGCCAUGGCUAGGUUGUUCUUUUACGGCUUGACGGCGUUCAACGACGACGUCACCGAAAUGAUGAAGUACUGCAUGGCAAAUGCUGCCGUCGGUUCUAACCCGCUUGAACUGGAUCUCACCAAACCGAAUCCUUUGGACGUGUUCAAGGUACUGCACCAGUUCAAACCAAAUCCUGGGCAGGGCAGUUCCGAUCUUGACCACAGCUUGAAGCUGCAUGCAGCUACUUUUUAUUCGAUUUUCAUGAAGAACCCACUGGUCCAAUCGAUCAUCCGUACCAAGGCGCAGCGUAAUUUUAUGCUCCACUGCCUGCUGAUUCAUGGUCGCGUGGCCAAAUCGCUGCUCCUUAAUCAAGGUAACGAAAGUGAGGGAUGUCAGGGAAUUUUCUCCCCCAUAGCUUCGCUCCUAAACCACUCGUGCGACCCCAACGUGACCGCCCAGAUCGAUUCCGGAAGCAUCAAGGUCAUCGUACUGCGCCCCAUCCGAAAGGGUGACCAGAUCUGCACAAGCUGCGCCUCGGCCUGGUGGGACGACAACGGCGGGACCAAAUUUGACUUCCAGUGUAUGUGCGUGGUCUGUGACCAAGGACCGGAGGGAGCCAAGUGGCGCAAGGCUCGCAAUAAAGUGCGCCCAAUUUCUCGUAAAGCAGCGCGGGAAUUGGAAGACAUUGCACUCGAGGGUCUCGAGACCCAUGAGCUGCUCAUGAUGCAACGUAUGGUUAAGACGCUGGUACGUGACGGCCAUUACCCGGGGGAGCUGUUCGGUGAAACGAUGUUGGAUUACUACAAUACGCUGUACGAGGUGCUUCGUUCGGAGAACGCAAAGCUCAACCGAGCCAAAGCGCUGCAAUGUGUACCGAACUCGGUUUGAGCAUUAACUUUGAUUUAAAUUGUUACUGUAAUUACAUUAUUUUAAUCGAAUAAAACUGAAUUCCAACCUAA
Molecule: messenger RNA, 1775 nt
Organism: Culex quinquefasciatus (southern house mosquito)
Lineage: Eukaryota; Metazoa; Arthropoda; Insecta; Diptera; Culicidae
Exons: 3
Coding region: 19-1704 (561 amino acids)
Molecular function (GO): protein binding
Source: RefSeq, a predicted model, not a curated record